Neohortaea acidophila is the source of this 1020-nucleotide messenger RNA. RefSeq lists its product as uncharacterized. Gene Ontology annotation, molecular function: dioxygenase activity. Lineage: Eukaryota; Fungi; Ascomycota; Dothideomycetes; Mycosphaerellales; Teratosphaeriaceae. The record is from RefSeq and is a predicted model, not a curated record. The transcript has 4 exons. The coding region runs from base 1 to 1020 and encodes 339 amino acids.
AUGGCGACACCAGCAGUCACCAGCGCCGUCUCGUCCGACAAUCUCGAGAUCCCAUUGAUCGACUUCAACGCCUUCUUGACCGGCGACGCAGCGACCAAAACAUCCACUGCAAAGGCCAUCCUCUCCGGCUUCCAGACCUCGGGCUUCAUCUACCUCAAAAACCAUCCCAUCCCACCCAGCGAAGUUCGCCAGACAUUUGCCGAGUCGGCGAAAUUCUUCCAACGACCUCGCGAGCAGAAGGAUGCAAUGGCCUGGACCACGCCCGAAGCGAAUCGCGGCUACUCCGAGCCCGGACUGGAGAAAGUCGCGGACUACAUGGACCGAGACGAUGUGGCGAAGGCGCGAGAGGAAGAAGGGGCGGACUUGAAGGAAUCGUUCGAGAUUGGUCGCGAGUCGGAUCGCGAUUACGCCAAUCACUGGCCGGAUCAGUCUGACGAGGAAGGGAAGCGGUUCAAGGAGCACAUGGUGCAUUUCUUUGACCAGUGCAAGGAGGUGCAUAUGCAAGUCAUGCGAGCCAUUGCGUUGGGCAUGGGGCUGGAGGAGAAGUGGUUUGAUCCGUAUACUGACAAGGGAGACUGUACGUUGCGGCUGUUGCAUUAUCCCGAAGUCAAGUCGGAGGUGUUCAAACAGAAUCGCAAUCAAGUGAGAGCGGGAGCACAUUCGGACUACGGAAGCAUCACCCUGUUAUUCCAAGAUGCGUGCGGGGGAUUGCAAGUCAUGUCGCCCAAUGGCAAUUUCAUCGAUGCAACACCGAUUGCCGACACCAUUGUGGUGAAUGCGGGCGACCUGCUGGCGCGAUGGGCUAACGACACAAUCAAAAGCACGAAGCAUCGAGUCGUCGAGCCGCCGAGGCCGGCCGACGUGCAUCCGUCACGCUAUAGUAUUGCGUAUUUCUGCAAUCCGAAUUACGACAAGUUCAUCGAUGCCAUUCCUGGCACCUACGAUGGUGCGAAAGGAAGGAAGUAUGAAGGCGUCAACAGCUUCGAAUACCUCGUGCAGCGACUGACGGCUACGUAUUGA